ACUAUUGCUAUUUUAAAUGUAGUAUAGUGUAAUUAUGUAACUAUACAGUUUUGUUAUCUUUCAGGUUGAAGAUGUUAUGUGCUAUGAAAGUACGCAGUGUACUGUAGUUGGUCAAGAGUCUUCAUGUACUAGAUAUUCUCAUUAUAAAUUAUAUAAAAUUGGUUUAAAAACAGUGCAGAUCAAGCAAGAAAAGGAAGUCCUGUGGAUAAAAGCUAUAUUUAGUUCACAUAUCGUUAUUAAAUAUGGCAAUGAAGGUAAUUUAUCUAGUUUCAUUUUGAAAAUAUCUCUUGAACAAGACAAAAUGCAAAUUUGCUACAAUUUUGUGAUUCCAUUUUCAUCACUUCUUCUUAAUGAAUUCCACCAUUCAAGUAUGUUUCUCAGAAAUAGGGAUAGGAGAAAAAAGAACAAAAGCAUGAGGCAUCACAGUCUGGUACAGGAAUUCAAAACUAGCUCAUGAAGAGAGGGAAUACUUGGAUGAAAAAAUAGAUAAGUUUUUUUUUUUUUUUUCCCUUUCUUCUUCUGAACAGGACGUUGUGUUAAGUAAAUUAGGUGGACUAGAAUUAACUGAUACAAAAUGUCACAAAAGCAAAAGGAAAUCUCGUUAAAAGAUAAAACCUAAAUCUUUAAAGAAUUUGAUGAGAAUAAUGGUUCAACAAAAGUUUAGUUAGCAAAGAAAAUAGGCAUUCCUAUGACAACACUAAAAACAGUUCUUUAUGAGAGGGAAAAAAGGUUGAAGAAAGAGCAGAAAUUGUGAGAGUCCACUUUCAAAGAAAUUGCAUGUUCAAGAUGAAAAGCUUUCUGAGAUCACAGCCAUUUUGCUAAAACUUUUCCUUUAGUGUCAGUCCAAUAUUGCAGUGAAUGCCUCAUAUUAAGUCAAAAGAAAGAGCACUUUGAUUAAAUGUGAAGGAAGUUUGCUUUUCAACUGGAUGCAUAAAUUUAAACUGUGGCAUAUAAUCUCAGAUCAUGUAAUAAACGGAGAAUCAAAAAACAUUCCUGCUGAGUCAGUUGAAGAGUGGUUCGAGAACUUAUCUGCCAAAACAGUUGAAUAUGUAUUAAAAGAUAUUUUACAAUGCUGAUGAAAGUGUUCAUUUCUUUAAACUUAAAUGCCUGCUUUUUUACAGCUUGCAAAGGUGACCAUGGAACUAAGAAUGAGUUUGAAGGAGAUGUAAAGGUCUUUUGUUUUACCUUAUGCAGAUGCUGAUGGUAUGGAAAACAUGACUCCUGAAAUGAAAUGAUGAGUUCUUUUUCCUCCUUUGUAAUGAAAAAAUGACAAAAGUCACAAAAACAGGGUGCUUCAAGCAUGUUAAAGCUCUGCUAUUAGAAUAUAAAGAAAAUGAGGAAGCAUGGAUGACUACAGAUGUUUUUACAGAAUGGCUCAAGAAAAUAGGAAAAGCAUAAAAGUGUACCUUUUAUGGAUCAGUUUACCGCCCAUCCUGAAACAACAGAUUUCUUCCUAAAUGUGAAAGUUAUUUUCUGCUGGGCAAAUUAUAGUAGUGUUUAGAUCAUGUGUCAUUAAGAAUUUGAAAGUUUUUUGCAGUCAAAUAUUGAUUCAAAUAGUCCUUCAAAAUAUAACUAUAGGAAUUGCUACGAAUAUGAUUUCACUUGCCUGGACUUGAGCAAAAUUACAAAUAAUUAAAAAUUUUUUUAUUAAAGAGGGAUUUUCGAAAUCAGAGUCAAGUGAAAGUGUUGACUAUGAAAAUGAUAAUGAAACUGGAAUUAUGGAUGAAGAAAAUUAGAAAUUAUGGGUUUAGAAAUUACAAUCGAAGAACAUGUUAACUGUGAUGGUAGUGUAAUGAUGUAUCUUUACAUAAUUAAAAAACUAAUUAAAACCAUUUUACAAGAUGAACAUUUAAGUAGCAGGGAUGAAGAAGAAAAUGAAGAAAUAAUCCCCUUCUUUUUAAAAUGCUAUCUAUUCAUUUGCACCCUCAGAAAUUUCUUUGUGUGUAAUUAUACAAAUAAGGAAACAUUUCAAGAACUUAAUUCAAUUCAUAACACUUUGUGUAAAAUUCAGAAUCAAAAGAAACAUCAAGUGAUAAUUUAAGGCCUUUUUCUUUAAAAAAUGUUACUUGUUCAGGGUGGUAAUUUAAAUAAAGGUAUGACCCUUUUUCCCCCAAUUUUAUGUAACUACACACAGAAAUUUGCAUUAUUAUGAUUUUAAACAUAUUAGUGUUAAUAUUAUUUUUAAAAUACUAAUAUUAAUUAAAUAAUAAUUUUAAUUUUGUUUGAAUGUAUUUGAUAUUUUUAACAAAUUGAAAUUAAUAAAAUUGUAAAUCAGUAGUAGGUUAAGUAGUAUGAAAAUUGGGCAGUUAAUAUUUCACAUCGUAAAUUAACAUUUUAUUUAUAUGUCAUUUGUGAACCAUCCCUGGAAAGACAGUGCUCCACUGUAGUAUAAAAACAGUUUUAGCACCUUUGAUCACUGAAGUAGUCUCUUAUAAGUGCAUUCCAGGUAGAUAGUUUGAGUAAACCCCAUUUUCUCAAAAAUUCAUAGAGCUUUAAUAUAUUUAGGUAUAUUUCACUGAAAGCUGAUUUUGCUAAUGAUUACUGCACAGUGGCUAUGAAAGAGUCACUGAAAAUGAUGAAUGCUAUCUCAUAAAAAUAUCCAUAAAUCACUGACUAAAGAUUAGUAUAAAUUACUCUACAAAUAAAUAUUAAAAGUAAGCUAAGAAAUUUUAUUGAAAUUUUGUAAAAGACCUUUUAAAAUUUAUGAAAUUCAAAAUGUUUGAAAGAAAUUGUAAUAUUUUUAUUCAUUAAUGGUACUUAGUAUUUGCCUCACUUUAUUACUGAAGUAAGGAAAUGAAUUUUUCAGUUUAGCUGCAAUUGUUAAAUAUUUAUACUGAACACUUAUAAGAUGCUUUCUUUUCUUUUUUUUUUUUUUUUUUUUUUUUUUUUUUUG
Stegodyphus dumicola is the source of this 2893-nucleotide messenger RNA. RefSeq lists its product as uncharacterized. The record is from RefSeq and is a predicted model, not a curated record. Lineage: Eukaryota; Metazoa; Arthropoda; Arachnida; Araneae; Eresidae.